Chaetomium strumarium is the source of this 1137-nucleotide messenger RNA. RefSeq lists its product as uncharacterized. The record is from RefSeq and is a predicted model, not a curated record. Lineage: Eukaryota; Fungi; Ascomycota; Sordariomycetes; Sordariales; Chaetomiaceae. The coding region runs from base 131 to 907 and encodes 258 amino acids. The transcript is spliced from 3 exons.
GCGGGGUAGCAGUUCUCAAUUCAAAAAUGAAUCCAAGGAUCCGUUGCCCGUCGUUACAUCUUUUUAAACCUAAGGUACCUAUAUACAGCAUAGCAUGGCAAGACUGAUUCAUACCUUGCUCUAGGCCGCAAUGGCUCCCGAUCGUGAGAUUCCACACCCCACGUCAUCCUCUCGCGAUCUAGGGGAUAGAAGUUGCGGGUCCGGGGUCCCGGAAGUGCUGGAUGUCAUACGUACGCUUGAGUCCCGUGAGAUUCCGAACUGCGUCACAGGCGCAAGAGCAUUGGUAUACUACGGUGCUGGUAGGGUGGCACAGGACUGGGAAGUCGCCGUGCCUGAUGAGCUCUUCCACAAGGCAAAGGUGCUCUUUUCCGAGAGUCCACAGUAUGAGUUGUUGAAGCCUGCCAUGCCACAGCCCAGAUCGCUCAUCCAUACCUACCCGCUGUUCAAGCUGAAGGGCGCGGGCUUCAGCUUCUUCCUCGUCCCGGCCUCGGAACCACACGUCAGCUGCGAGCCAGCCGUGUGCGAGCGUAGCCACAACGGCAUCCCCUACCCCAAGCUCGAGCAUUUCGCCCAGAGCUUACUUGACACGCAGAAGUACGCCGACCUGGAGGACCUUGUCGACGGCAUGGAUCUUGACGAAGCGUGGGGCGAGGCGAACCUGCAGCUCGACCAGGUGCCAAGUGACUAUAUCAACCACAAGAACACGCUCAUCUGUCAGUCACUACCCGGUCUCCCUGGGCUCGUGGCCUCGCUCUCGACGAUCCCAGACGCGAGGCGCGAGUGGAUGCGCACUGUCCAGGGGAAGCGUUCGCGGAUGGUUCCCAAGUAUCCCCAUGAGAAGUAUGCCACGAGGUUUCGCCUAAAAGGGUCCCCUGACCCCCGGAUGAACCAGGAACGCCAGGUUUGAGAUGUGCAAUGGGAGGAUUUCCGAUUUCGAGGCGGAUUCUGCAAUGCCGGGUGUUUGGCCAUCGUGUCCGCGGGCCUGUUGGGACAAAGCCGAAGACAACCAGUUUGCCCACGUGUUCGCCAUUGGUGGAGAUCUGUUGCUUGCACUGCAACGUGUUCGGUGAGCGCGGCCCGAUGGUUAACCGACCGAUGGUUAACCGAGUCGUGGCUGUGCGGGGAACAAGCCUCGUC